AUGCGGUAUAUACACUGUCCCUCACAUACCCUCAGACCUAUGGGACCAACCCCAGCCAAGCUUGGACCUCAAAUAGAAUCAAAUACCCUUCCAAUCAACAACUAUUCUCAGCUUCCAAUCAACAACACUCAACUUCCAAUCACCAACUAUUCUCAGCUUCCAAUCAACAACUAUUCUCAGCUUCCAAUCAACAACUAUUCUCAACUUCCAAUCAACAACUAUUCUCAGCUUCCAAUCAACAACUAUUCUCAGCUUCCAAUCAACAACUAUUCUCAGCUUCCAAUCAACAACUAUUCUCAGCUUCCAAUCAACAACUAUUCUCAGCUUCCAAUCAACAACUAUUCUCAGCUUCCAAUCAACAACUUUACUCAACUUCCAAUCCAGCAACAACGCUCAACUUCAAUCAACAACUAUUCUCAGCUUCAAUCAACAACUAUUCUCAGCUCCAAUCAACAACUAUUCUCAGCUUCAGUCAACAACUAUUCUCAGCUGUCAACAACACUCAACUUCAAUCAACAACAACACUCAACUUCAAUCAAUAACAAUUCUUAA
Molecule: messenger RNA, 552 nt
Organism: Homarus americanus (American lobster)
Lineage: Eukaryota; Metazoa; Arthropoda; Malacostraca; Decapoda; Nephropidae
Product: deleted in azoospermia protein 2-like
Exons: 2
Coding region: 1-552 (183 amino acids)
Source: RefSeq, a predicted model, not a curated record